AUGCCAUCCUUCAUCUCCCUCCUUCUCCUCUCCACGGUCCCGGCCAUCGCCGUCCCAGCCCCCAUCCUCCCCCGGGCCAGCGACAGCCAAACUCUGCCUCACAAGUCGCUCUCACCCUGGGACGCCGGUGCCGUCAACCUCUACCCCAUCCAUCAAAGCUGCAAUGCCACGCAGCGCCUGCAGAUCGAGACCGGGCUGAACGAGACCAUCGCGCUGGCCGACCAUGCCAAAGCGCAUAUCCUGCGCUGGGGGAACGAGAGCGCCAUCUACCGGAAGUACUUUGGCGACAGUCCGUCCAUCGAGGCUAUUGGGGCGUAUGACAUCGUCGUGAAUGGCGAUAAAGGAGGCGUUUUGUUCCGAUGUGAUAAUCCCGAUGGGAACUGUGAUCUUGAUGAAUGGGCCGGCCACUGGCGCGGCUCCAACGCCACCUCCGAGACCGUCAUCUGCGACCUCAGCUACACGACGCGCCGCUCCCUCACGACGCUCUGCAGCCAGGGCUACACCGUGUCGAGCUCCAAGCCGAACACCUUCUGGGCCGCAGACCUGCUGCACCGCCUGUACCAUCUCCCAGCGAUCGGCCAGGGCUUGAUCGAGCACUAUGCCGACGACUAUGAGGAGGUGGUUGAGCUGGCAAAGGGGGAUAAUUCGACCCUCGCCACGAAGGACUCGAAUACGUUGCAGUAUUUUGCGCUCGAGGUCUUCGCGUAUGAUGUUGUUGUUCAGGGCGAGGGGUGUUCUGGGGAUGACGGUGAGGAAGAUUCCCAUGAUGAUGGGAAGGGAGAGGAGGAGAAAGAGGAAAAGAAGGAGGAUGACGAGGAGGAGGAUAUUCCUGAGAACUGCCACACCCACGAGGGAGGAGAGCUGCACUGCACGUAG
This is a messenger RNA of Aspergillus steynii IBT 23096, 876 nucleotides long. It is a transcript of the gene aspf2, whose product is annotated as major allergen Asp F2. The record is from RefSeq and is a predicted model, not a curated record. The coding region runs from base 1 to 876 and encodes 291 amino acids. Gene Ontology annotation, cellular component: fungal-type cell wall; cell surface; extracellular region. The transcript has 3 exons. Gene Ontology annotation, molecular function: zinc ion binding; metallopeptidase activity; integrin binding. Lineage: Eukaryota; Fungi; Ascomycota; Eurotiomycetes; Eurotiales; Aspergillaceae.